UCGGCCUGGAGACCUCCACGGGUACAACGCACUGAAUGUGCGCUUGGACAACCACUCUAGCCCGCUUAGGGCUCCCCUUUCUCCGGCCGCGGGGGCCGAUGCCAUGGUUGCAGCUGGCAGCUGGGGCAACAAUAGCUUUGGUGCGCUGUCGAAUGUAGCAUACACAGCUGCAGCGGUUGGCAGACGCGCGGCUGAUAGCACAGAGCAUCUUGACGGGGCCUUGGCCUGUGAUAGCUGUGAGGUACUCAUCACUCAAUGGUUAUUCUUGGGAGCACUGGCUAGCUGUGGCUGCAUUGUUCAAAUGUUGUCCUCUCGUGCUAGUGCUGCUGCUCCUCAAAACGCGUCCCAGCUGGUUGUUGCUCCGUUCUCAGUGCUUGGUUUCUCCUGCCUGGUGGUUUCUCUUGCCGGGUCUCCCCGUCGCUUGGCUGUGGGUGGGCUGGGCGGUCUCGGUCUUGUGGUGGUUCUUCGGUCUGUUGCCUUCUCGUCGUGCUGCGGGCCCGUGGACCACUGGUGUGCUUUUGUUCAGCUGGUGGUGGCGCUUUGUCCCUCAUUUCUGGCCGUGGGAUUGUCCUUACCCUGUGUUGGGUUUGGCUUGGUCCCUGUGGAUUACUGGAGGAAAGAGUCGUUGAAGCUGAGGAUAAAGCUGAGGUGGAACAAGUUGGACUGUUGCGAUUGGGAGUUGAACGACACAACCGCCAACAAGGUGGUGGCCACCAGCGGAAAACAAGGCGGUGCGGACAUUGGUUUUGUGUGGCAGACCCAGGAUCAGGAAAUUCACAAGCCCAAGGUAUAUGAUUUUCAUGGAGUACCUUUGGGAUGGGACAGCUCGGAAAUUAUGUCGAUCAAGAAGCCCGAUGAGAACACAAGGAAAAGACGUGAAGCAAAGAAUGAAGAUAAUGAAAGCAAAGAAGACAGGCAGGGAUCUGGGAAAGGCAACGGUGACAAAGCCACUGAUGACUGUGUAAUGGCCACUCAGUUGGACGACGAAAGUCCAGCGCCUCCGCUUUUGGACCCUGACUCCGCCAUGCAGCAUCACAACUACAGCUUGAUUGAUCAGGGUGAUUGUGGUGAUUGUGCUUUUAGGGCAAUCUGUGACAGUAUGUGGUGGAAUGAUGAGCCUGCUGCGGGUGCCACCUUUUCACUAGAAGACGCAAAGAAAAAAGGAGCUUGGUUGAGAGCCCAAACGAUCAAUCAUUUGAGAAAGCACAAGGCUGAAUUGUUGCCCUUUUUUUACCAACACUAUCGGGGAAAAACUUUUGACGAUUGGCGUGUUCAAGCCAGUGAAAGUGAGUACUGGGUGAAUGGAAUGCUCCUCCAGGGGGUCGCCAACAAAUUAGGAGCGGCUCUGAUUAUUUUCCGAAAGGCUGACAAGGGAAGUUGGCAACGUUUCUGUGUGGCACCAAGAUUUAAUGCGGCGGGAUAUGCCUGCGCUGCUCAGGGUGUUGCUCCUAUUGUCCUCACAUUAGAACAAAUGCAUUACAAAAGCUUGAGAGUGCCGCGUGGCGCGGAAGUGCCUGAUGCAUGGCUACGUGAAGGCUGCGAUGUGUGGAAAUCCAACUUGGAAGGGGGAGGCAUUCACAAAGAGCAGACGCAUAGCCCUGCCACUUCCAAGGGUACUCCUUCUGUCCAUUCCUUGGUCCAUGCCUCUGGUCAUGGUCUGAAUCCUGCCCAGUCGAUUUCCUCGCGGUCCGUCCGUACUCCCUCGGUCCAUUCCGUCUUUGGUCCUGCUCGUCCUGCGGCGGGACCUGCCGAGUCGUCCUGUGCGCUGCUGCCCCGUCUCCGUCGGUCAGGCCUGCCGUUGCUCGUCGUGCUGCCUCCGAGAAACAGGAGACUGGGAGCAGUUCCCAAAAACGCAAACAUGUUGCAGUUGGUCCUGAUCACAAAGCGGUCACUGAGCAGAGGGAAAGCUCUCCGGGUCGACUUAGCCAAGGGAGCGUCUCGUCGCAUUUGCUUGGAAGUCAGGAUUCAGGAUGUGAGAAAACGUUUGUACGGCAAGCAAGCCCCGGACUUUGCCUGGGCAUCAGUUAUCCCUAAAUCCCCUUUGGGAGGACAGAAGCCUGCUUCCUCGGCCCAGGAUAAACCCAAGAGAAAUCCGUAUUUCGUUGAAGCUUUAAAAUGGACUUGCCCGGUUUGCCAUGAAGAGUUGACCGUGAGAGGCUCAGUCCAGCUGCGCCUGCAACCUGUGCCAGGAUGGAGACGUGGACCAGAGGAACAAUUUGAUCGCUCUUUGUGCGAAGAAGUGAUUGGGUUAGGUCAAUGUCCGGUUCUUAUUUUGGGGGAUUUUAAUCGUGAACCGCUCACCUUUUUACCCUUCCAGUCCAUUCCUCAGUUGCAGCUUUUUUGUGUCAUGGAUAAUGCUGGCACUCCCGACGCGCCUAUUUGGGUUCCUGCUGCAACCAGAUGGGAGGGCAACCGGUGCGUGGACUGGGGAGCGGGUAGACAUGUUCAAUGCCAUGCGGGAUUCAGUGAAGACAAAUGGGCUGACCACAAGUUGAUUUCUUGGACGGGAAAUUACCGGAGAUUGUCACCCAAACCGGACCUUACCAGACCGCCCGAAGUCACUGAAGAGGCCUGGGAAGAAGCUUUGGAAAAAGAAUGGCUCUCCAUGAGCCUGAACAUCCCAAACAAACCCACUUGGGCACAGCUUUGUCAGGCGGCAGAAGAGGUCUGUGCUGCGGCUUUGCUUUCUUUAGGCAUUCAGCGCCGUCAACCCACCAACUCUUCAAAAGCUCAACCGGCAAAGGUGGAACAAGUGGUGCGUCAUCACAGGUUUUCUCAACAGGAAGAAGAAUCCAUCCGAAUCAAACGACUUCCUCGUCUGUGGCGCAGGGUGAUGGCUUGGAAGAAAGGAGACCGCGCUAGGAAUUUGGUGCGCCACAUUAACAGGGAAACUCGAGUUUUGGGUAUCCAGGGCGUUUUACUUCAACUGGAGGAUGCUGAUAAUCUUUUGGAUUCCAUUGAAGAGUGUUUGCUUCAUGACAUGGAUGAAUUGGCACCAUGGAUUCAAGGCAUUGUGGGGGAUGAAGCCCAUGGGGAGAUAAAAAAGAGAAGUCCGGGAGACCCUGCCAGUCCCAGCGGGCUUUUGGGGCCGCUGUUUGAAUCCAUGUGUCGAAUUCGGAAAAAGUUUGAGAAACCGAAACAUGGCAGAACUUUGUAUCGUAUUUUCAUUGAUGACCGUUGGAAACCAACAGACGGUUCCACAGCCCUGAACAGGCCUUACCAAAAUGCCAUGUCCAAGGUGUAUCGGUUGUUUGCCAAUAACUUUGAGGAAAUCAGCCAUGUGCUGCGGGCACUGGUGCAACGCACCUUGGGUUGGUGUGACCCAACCUUGUCAACUGAGGAAAAUCGUCGUGUGCUCCGGCACAUGGCGCGUGUCCGCGCUGAGGUGCAGCAAGCGCUUGCACCGCUACUGCUCUUGCCAACGCUCUACUACUACUUAAUA
Molecule: messenger RNA, 3442 nt
Organism: Cladocopium goreaui
Lineage: Eukaryota; Dinophyceae; Suessiales; Symbiodiniaceae
Source: the annotation of a GenBank genome assembly